Pistacia vera is the source of this 2059-nucleotide messenger RNA. RefSeq names its product protein WHAT'S THIS FACTOR 9, mitochondrial-like. Lineage: Eukaryota; Viridiplantae; Streptophyta; Magnoliopsida; Sapindales; Anacardiaceae. Bases 105 to 1358 code for a protein of 417 amino acids. The transcript has 2 exons. Gene Ontology annotation, molecular function: RNA binding. The record is from RefSeq and is a predicted model, not a curated record.
UGAAAGGAACUUUCCUCAGAAAAGCUCUUUGAUUCCCCGCAAACUAAAACCUCUGCACAGAUCUGAAAUCUGUUCAUCUAAUCUCCUCAACCAAAACCCUAUACAUGUUAUUCAGCAAGCACUACGCUAAAACCCUAAAAAUCUUACUAAUCAAUUCCAAAAAUCCAAUCUUUAAAACCUUUCUGAAACAGCUCGAAAUAAAGCCUCCACCUUUCACAUACACCCAAACCCACAACUAUGUAAAUGUCUACAUGAAAUGGAAGCAAGACUUCUACUUUGAUUCAAUCGACCACAUCCACAACUCCAUGCACCUCAAACCCAUCAUUGCUUUGAAGAAUGUUGUCGUCCAAGAGCCCUCUGCUUCUAUCCCAAUCUCUGCUAUAUCAAAGAGAGGACUUGAGUUUGAUAUACAUGUUAAAGUUGCGAGGUUUUUGAGACAAUACCCAUCAAUUUUUGAAGAGUUCACUGGGCCUAUGCAUAAUUUGCCUUGGUUUAGGUUGACCCAAGAAGCUGUUGAGACUGAUAGAGAGGAGAGAAUUGUUUAUGAGGAAUGUAGAGAGGAGUUGAGAGAGAGGUUGAGGAGGUUUGUUUUGAUGAGUAAAGAUAAAGUUUUGCCUUUGAAGAUUGUUAAAGGAAUGGAGUGGUAUUUGGGGUUGCCUAGUGACUUUUUGGAGCAGCCAGAAGUGAAUCUUGAUGGUUCUUUUAGGUUUGUUGAUAUGGAAGAUGGAUUAAAGGGGUUAGCUGUUGAGAGUGAGGGUAGAAAAGUGUUGUCUGUGUUGCAAAGAAAUGCUAUGAAGCAAGGAGUUUCUUUUGGAGAACCAAUGGAGGCUAUUGAGUUUCCUCUUUUUCCUUCAAAGGGUUUGAGGUUGAGGAGAAAGGUUGAGGAUUGGAUUAAGGAGUUUCAAAAUGUUCCUUAUGUAUCACCAUAUGAGGAUUAUUCACAUUUGGAUCCUACUAGUGAUGUAGCAGAGAAAAGAGUUGUGGGCUUCCUUCAUGAACUGCUUAGUCUCUUUGUAGAGCAUUCUGCAGAGAGGAGGAAACUUUUGUGUCUUAAGAAGUAUUUUGGUUUGCCACAAAAGGUUCACAGGGCGUUUGAGAGGCAUCCCCACAUUUUUUGUUUGUCAUUUAGGAACAAAACUUGUACUGCUAUUCUUAAAGAGGCUUUCCGGGACAAGUAUGCUAUAGAAGAACAUCCGCUGUUGAAGGUGAGGAAAAAGUAUAUUAAGUUGAUGAAGAAGUCGGAUGUGAUUCUGAGGAAUAGGAGGUCGAACAAUCGGUUUGUUGAUAGGGGGGAUCUGGAGAAGGAGAAGGAAUUGGAUUCGAAUUACGAGGAUGAAGACGGAGGAGCGAUGGCCUAAUAGAAGUGUGUCAGAACUUCUCAAAUAGGACUAAUCAGGGCUGAAAGUUGAUUGAUAAGCUUUUCAGUGGCUGGUUUUGCCUGAGGUGAUGGUGGCAAAUGACAGCCAUUGCUUCAUUUGGGCACAUCUUUGGUGCUAGAGCUGCCGGGACUUUACUGUUGGAAACAAGUUCUGUAUCUGUAAAUCAUCUAAAUUACAGAGGAAGUAGUGUUGCAUUUUGAGGGUGCAAAAACCAGGCAACUGUCUGAAAGUUCCCUGCAAUAUUGAAUGUUUUCCGAUUAUCAUUCAGUCUGAGAGAGGUAUAGACCAUUCUUAAGAAUUCGCCAAGGAUGACACUAGGAAACUUGAUGUUAAAUUACUGUUGAGGAUUCUUCUUGUAGCUGCAAUGAAAGCUGUGGUUUACCUCAGAUAAAGUGGGAUCUUCUUUGAUGUAUGAGUCUGUAAUAUUCUACUGGACUAUCCACCCAAUAUGAGAUUCAUGUGAAAGAAUUAGUUUAGAGUUGGGGUGACAGAGUGUUAAUGAUACCGGGAAGCUGGUGGGGAAAAUGAUCAAGGCCUUGAAGAAAAGUUCAUUGCUAUAAUUUCAUAAGCAAUGUUUAAUGGGUGGAUGAGUUAUUAGUGUGAAAUUAUAGCCAUUGUGUUCAAAAUGUAAUAAGAUUCCGUUUCUGAGAAGUGAAUGAUCAUCUGAAUGAAGUUUUUAU